AUGAUGACCUUUGGCGCUGGUAUCGGGACCGGUCUUUGGGUAGGCACUGGACAGGCUCUGUACUAUGCUGGACCGGCGGGAACCGCAGUAACCUAUACCAUUACUGCAAUGAUCGUCUAUGCCCAAUACUCCUCUGUUGGAGAGAUGACCACAUACAAGCCUAUCCACGGAGGCUUCAUUCGACAAUGCGCAGAGUACGUGGACCCGGCAUUCGGCUUUGCAAUUGGUGUCAACUUCUGGUUUGCAUGGGUGAUGAUCAUCCCAGCAGAGAUAACAGCAGCGAUAUCCGUCCUCAAGUACUGGCCCGAAACCGACGUCAUACCCCUAGCAGCAUAUAUCACAAUAUUUUUGGUAGUAAUUGCCGCAGCUAACAUGUUCCAUGUCCGAGUAUACGGCUACAUUGAAUACUACAUGUCAUUCAUCAAGUGUCUUGCAAUUGUUUUGAUGAUCUUUUUCAUGUUCAUCAUGACUUCAGGAGGUAUUGCUGCAACGAACGGUCCCAUCGAGUUCCGAUACUGGAAAAACCCUGGUGCCUUCAAUAAUGGCAUCAAGGGUAUCGCGAAGGCAUUUGUGCAGGCUGCUUUCAGUUUUGGCGGAGGCGAACAUAUCGCAGUAAUAGCCGGCGAAGUAGCCGAUCCACGACGAACUAUCAAGAAAACCGUUCGACCAAUCUUCUGGCGGAUGUUUACCUUCUUCGUUGUUAAUAUCUGGCUCGUGGGCAUGUGUAUUCCAUCUAACGACCCACUUCUGUCGAAAAGCGGCACACUAGGAAGUCCCUUUGUCAUUGCCAUUAAAAGAGCAGAUGUAUACGGUCUCGCGCACGCUAUCAACGGAUUUAUUUUCCUAAGCGUUAUCAGCUGCGGGAUUACAAGUGCUUAUAUUGCCAGUCGAAGCCUAACAGCUCUCGCUGAUCUCAAUAUUGUUCAUCCAUUUUUUGGCAGGAAAGAUAAACAAGGUCGACCUUAUGUGUCGCUCAUUAUCAGUUUGGGUAUCGGUGGUGGCUUGUGCUAUCUUAACACCGACAGCGUCGGAACUUUGGUCUACGGCUGGUUCUCUUCAUUGGUUGCGAUCGCCACACUUUUCCAAUGGGCUUCGAUCUAUAUCGCCCACCUUCGAUUCCGGCAAGGUCUUAAAGCUCAAGGCAAGGACCUUGGAAGUCUCCCAUUCAAGGGCCUCCUUACCCCAUGGGCACAGUACUUCGGUCUUAUCAUUGUCCUAUUCGUCUUCGGCUGUGAAUUCUAUCUGGCUUGCUGGCCAUUCAAAGAGAAAGGCUCAGUGAAGAGUUUCUUCUCUUCUUACCUUGCCGCUCCGCUGUUCUUCUUUGACUACUUCGUAUACAAAUGGUAUUACAAAACAAACAUAGUCAAGCCUAUGGAGAUGGACUUUGGCCCUGCACGAGAAUUUGAUGAACAGGAUAUUAUCAACGCCAUUGCCACCGAGGACGCAGAUAGGAACACAGAGAAGAGCAAGCAGACGACAUGGAUCAAACGGGCUCGGUAUAUGGUAUUUGGGUGA
This is a messenger RNA of Penicillium arizonense, 1515 nucleotides long. RefSeq lists its product as uncharacterized. Gene Ontology annotation, biological process: amino acid transmembrane transport. The record is from RefSeq and is a predicted model, not a curated record. The transcript has 7 exons. The coding region runs from base 1 to 1515 and encodes 504 amino acids. Lineage: Eukaryota; Fungi; Ascomycota; Eurotiomycetes; Eurotiales; Aspergillaceae. Gene Ontology annotation, molecular function: amino acid transmembrane transporter activity. Gene Ontology annotation, cellular component: membrane.